This is a messenger RNA of Haliotis rubra (blacklip abalone), 919 nucleotides long. RefSeq names its product acyl-coenzyme A thioesterase 13-like. The record is from RefSeq and is a predicted model, not a curated record. Lineage: Eukaryota; Metazoa; Mollusca; Gastropoda; Lepetellida; Haliotidae. Gene Ontology annotation, molecular function: fatty acyl-CoA hydrolase activity. Bases 20 to 454 code for a protein of 144 amino acids. The transcript has 3 exons.
UCCCUUGAAAGCCACAAACAUGAGUUCAUCGGCGCGACCAGUGUUACAAGUGCUCCGGCAACUGGUCGCCAAUCGUGUGGCCGCCACGGGGUUCGAGUCUGUAUUGAAACAGAUUAGUGUGGUGGACGGAGAGGAGGGGCGGUGUGUCUGUGAACUGGUCGUGUCUCCUGAGUUAUCCAAUCCCCGGGGUUCACUGCACGGGGGCGUGGCAGCCACGCUGGUGGACGCUGUAUCCACGUGGGCGGUCAUGACUACCGGUGAGAAGAAACCCGGUGUCACUGUCGACCUGAACGUUUCAUUUCUGAAAGCGGCACCCACAGGCGAGCCUAUACUGAUCGACGCACGUACUCUGAGGGUGGGCAAGACGCUGGCAUUUUUGACGGUGGACAUCUUGAAGAAAGACUGUGGGACCUUGUUGGCCCAGGGAAAACACACGAAGUUCAUGGGAGUGUGACCAGUAUGCCAUGGUGUGGUCCUGGAUUAAAUGGGGGAAAACCGCUUACACCAAUAUCUGAAUCAGUUGAGGGAUGCGUACGCGUGUAUUUGAAGUAUGACAGACAAGGUGUGAAGCAUCAUAACAUAAUUAUACACCCAGAACAGAUGGUGCUUGUUUGUUUGCUAUUUAAUGUCCUUCUCAGCAAUAUUCCAGAUGUAUUUGCAAACAGACCCCACGAUCAAGUGAUUAACGUCAUGGAUCCAGGCAGCUGGGUUACCGUGAUAUGCAAUCAACAAAAUAUUUCAGCCUGGCCACCCGAUCUCCUCCUACAAGCAUAUAUCGCAAUGGAUGUAUGGUCUUAUACACGGGAUCCUCAAUGGUCAAAGUUGAUGAAGGACGUGAUCUACAUUGGACACGUCAUCUGUUUCUGAUGUAGUGAGUCAGCAUGUAAGCAGUAUCGAGAAGUAAAUAAAUCUUGUUUUC